Messenger RNA from Drosophila persimilis, 2856 nucleotides. Its product is annotated as endoplasmic reticulum metallopeptidase 1. The transcript has 11 exons. Bases 178 to 2787 code for a protein of 869 amino acids. The record is from RefSeq and is a predicted model, not a curated record. Gene Ontology annotation, molecular function: metalloexopeptidase activity. Gene Ontology annotation, biological process: proteolysis. NCBI's taxonomy places the organism in Eukaryota, Metazoa, Arthropoda, Insecta, Diptera, Drosophilidae.
UGAGUAGACGCGCGUCGCGAGAGAGCUUCGCUGCUCAGAGAAGAGAUCAGGUCGAAUCUCAAUACAAAAGUGGAAAAGAGAAAGAGCAAGAUUCAACAACAAGAACGAUUUCCAGAGUGCAGCAACAUCAGAAAAAGAUAUAACAUCAGAAGCAACAACGAGAAGGUGCGGUUAAAAAUGAGCAGCGACGCAGAGGAGAAAGAAGCGCAGCAGAAUAAACCCAAUGGCUGUGAGCGCGCCUUCGUAGAGUACAACAAGAUCAAAUGGUUUUGGGCACCGGCCUUCUUUGGGUUCUGGCUGCUGCUGUACGUGGCCAUCUCUAUUCCGGCCUGCCAUCGGCUGCCGCGCCCGCUGAGCAUCAAGGAUGAGGCCAAGUAUCCGGAUCGAUUCAUUGCGGAGCGGGCGGAGCUCAAUCUGCAGCAGCUAGUGGCGCUGGGACCCCGUGUCGUGGGCAGUAAGGAGAACGAGAUGGGGGCCGUGAAGGUCCUGUCCGGCAGCGUGCAGAAGAUCCGUUCGGGACUGGGCUCCGCCAACGACAUCGAGGUGGAUGUGCAGGUGGCCUCCGGCAGCUACGUCCACUGGACGAUGAUCAACAUGUACCAGAGCAUCCAGAACAUUGUGGUCAAGGUCAGUCCCAAGGGAACCAACAGCACCACCUAUCUGCUGGUCAACAGCCACUACGAUUCGGUGCCGGGUGGACCUGGCGCAGGCGACGACGGUUCCAUGGUGGCCACUAUGAUGGAGACCCUGCGAGUAUUGGCCCAGUCCAAGCAGGCCCUCAAGCACCCUGUUGUUUUUCUGUUCAACGGAGCCGAGGAGAAUCCACUCCAGGCCUCGCACGCCUUCAUCACCCAGCACAAAUGGGCCAAAAACUGCAAGGCUCUCAUCAAUCUGGACUCUGCCGGCAACGGCGGUCGGGAGAUCCUCUUCCAGUCGGGCCCCAACCAUCCCUGGCUUAUGAAGAGCUAUCGUCGCGCCAUCAAGCACCCGUACGCCUCCACCAUGGCCGAGGAGAUGUUCCAAAACAAUUUUAUUCCCUCUGACACGGACUUCCGCAUCUUCCGCGACCACGGCGCGGUGCCCGGCCUGGAUAUGGCUUACCAGUACAACGGUUAUGUGUAUCACACCCGAUUUGACCGCCCGGAGAUCUUCCCCCGCGGCAGCUUCCAGAAUACUGGCGACAACCUGCUGGCUCUAGUGCGGGAGAUUGCCAACUCCCAGGAGCUGGAGGACACCUCGAAACACGCCGAGGGCCACACCGUCUACUUCGAUGUGAUGGGCUGGUUCCUGGUCUUCUACACCGAGACGGAGGGCAUCAUAUUGAACGUGAUUGUGUCGCUAGUGGCCAUCGGAACCUGUUUGUAUGCCUUCAAGCUGAUGGCCUCCAACUCGGGCAUCAAGCUGGAGAAGAUCUUCAAACGGGUGAUGCACACCUUCGUGGUCCAGCUCUUUGCUGUGAUUACCGCCGUCACGCUGACCGUAUUCCUUGGAUGGUUCAUGGAUCUGGUGCACCUGCCGAUGUCCUGGUUCACGCACUCAUGGCUCAUCCUCGGGCUCUACUUCACCACCUUCAUCUUUGGCCUGGCCAUAGUGCCUGCCCUGUACUAUCACUACACCCAGCAUGACAAACUGCCCAUUGGACAGCGGGUCCAGAUGCUGCUGCACUGUCACUGCCUCUUCCUGGCCAUCUUCACCAUAGUGCUAACCAUCUGCGGCGUCCGAUCAGUUUUCGUCCUGAUGCUGUCCUGUUUGUUUUACACAAUGGCCCUCAUCAUUAAUCUGGCCACCAAGCUGCACAGCAAAGAUGUGGCCUGGGUUAUUCCACACAUCAUAUGCGGAGUGCCUCCAUUUGUGUUUUUCGCCUACUUCUCGCACGGAUUCUUCCUCACCUUCAUUCCCAUGUUCGGCCGCUUUGGAGAGAAUGUUAACCCGGACCUGGUGGUUGCCGUCUUCAGCAUUGCCGUGGGUCUCCUCACCUGCGGCUUCAUUGUGCCCGUACUGCAUCUGUUCCGCAAGUCGAAGACCAUUAUUUGCGCCCUCCUGGCCAUCACGUUCGUUUGCGUGAUCAUUGCAAUAACGCCAAUGGGAUUCCCCUACCGACCAGAGACAAGUGUUCAGCGAUUCUCCGUGCUGCAUGCCAAGCGGACCUUCCAUGAUGCCGAUAACAAAGUGCGUCGCCAGGAAUCGGGCUACUUCAUCAUGCCCCAAGAUAGACGUACCUACUCCGUCAAACAUGAUGUCAUUAAUAUGACACUGGCUCAGAAAAUCGGCGACGAUUGCCAGAAGGAGAUGAUGUGCGGUCUACCCUUGUACAACCAGCGCUGGCACAAGACUAGACAGAACACCUUGUGGAUACCUGCCUCCGAGCCAUUGCUGGGCAGUGUGCCGGCCGUCAAAGUGAUCAGCAAGAAACAGGUGUCUCCCAGCAAGAUUCGCUACGAACUCCAGUUGAGCGGACCCGAUCAUAUGGCGCUGUUCAUUCAGCCCUUGAACGGAGCUAUCAUGAAGGACUGGUCCUUCCAUCAGGCUCCACUGCGACUAAGCUUUCAGCCUCCUUACUUUAUCUACUUCUCGUGGGGCGUCAAUGGAGAUCCCCUUAACUUCUGGCUUGAGCUUGAGAAACCCAAGGGAGACUUCAAAACGCCCACAUUUGAGCUGGGCCUGGGCGGCCAUUGGACCCAUCACAAGGAGAUGUUGACGCCAGACUUUAAAAAGUUCCUCGACAGUUUCCCCAAGUAUGUGGAUGCCACCCCUUGGCCGGCAUCUUAUGAGACCUGGAUCUACUAAGAAUCGGGAAUUAAUUGUUUAAAAUAAAUGUACUUUUAAUUAAAGACAACACAUAAAUGUUAAACAAUA